Molecule: messenger RNA, 957 nt
Organism: Lactuca saligna
Lineage: Eukaryota; Viridiplantae; Streptophyta; Magnoliopsida; Asterales; Asteraceae
Source: the annotation of a GenBank genome assembly
AUGAGGAACCCACGACCUAAGAUAAGGAGAGCACAACCGUCCGAUGAAAUGGAAAAGGGGCCAUAUUACGACUCUGAUUUCGAAGAAAGUGAAUUAGAUUCAGAAUCAUAUAAUGAAUUAGAAAGGGCAUUUGUUGUCGAUGAAGAAAUGGUCAUUAGAGAAGAAGGUCAUUCUGAUAAUGAAAUUGAAGAUGACAAGGAUGAGGUUGAUCAAAAACCAACCAAAUAUAGUGUUCAUGACCCUUCUGUUCAUUGGAAGAAAAUGAAACCACAUUUAGGUGAAAAAUCAAACCCUGGUAGUACAGCAAAGGUUGGAGUUGAUAUCAAAGAAGAUGGUAGUAGUGUUUUUAAAAGAUUCUAUGUAUGUUUUAAGGCUAUAAAGGAUGGGUGGAUUAGGGGUUGCAGGAGAGUCAUUGGACUAGAUGGUUGUUUUCUAAAAGGGCAAUGCAAAGGGGAGUUACUCACUACAAUAGGUAGGGAUGGGAACAACCAGGGUAAAGCAAAGGCAUCCCAAUCUGUUAAAGAGAUACAUGAAGGUAGUAGCAAGGACUUUGAAGAUGAAGGGAUGCAAGAUGUUAUAUUGGUACAUGAUUUGAAGGGGGAUGCACAUGCUACAGAGUUGCUUGCAUCAGGAUACUCAGAGGAUGAGGUGUAUCAUGUACUAUAUGAACAAGAUUUAGAUGUUGAAGUUUUUGCUGAAGUUCCACCUAUUCUUGAAACUGUGCAUGAAGAAGUUCCAGAGGUUGAAGAAGUUCCAGAGGUUGAACAAGUUCCACAUGUGUCUCAAGUUGACAUGGUACCAGAAACAGAGGAUGAAGGCGUUGCUGAGACACUUAAGUUCCUUAUACCAUGGACUUACUUCACCGUCAUACCAUUCAAAGUAGCCACAGUCUUCAACUUCAUCGAGCCAUUACCUGCACCCAAAGUAUCUUCUUCCAGGAUUCUUCUCACUCGUUGA